Bufo gargarizans (Asiatic toad) is the source of this 820-nucleotide messenger RNA. It is a transcript of the gene PSMD10, whose product is annotated as proteasome 26S subunit, non-ATPase 10. The coding region runs from base 36 to 719 and encodes 227 amino acids. The record is from RefSeq and is a predicted model, not a curated record. Lineage: Eukaryota; Metazoa; Chordata; Amphibia; Anura; Bufonidae. The transcript has 5 exons. Gene Ontology annotation, molecular function: protein binding.
UGGCGGCAGCAGGCGACUUCUUUCCCUUUGUCAGCAUGGAGGAGGUGAGAGUGUCUGAUGUGGAGGUGUGUAACCUGGCGUACGGGGGGCAGCUGGACGAGCUGAGGAGCAGGGUCCUAGCAGACAAGUCUCUGGCCAGCAGAACAGACCAGGAUGACAGGACACCCCUGCACUGGGCAUGUUCUGCAGGGCAGACAGAGGUGGCUGACUAUUUACUUAAACUAGGCGUACAUGUUGAUGACAAAGAUGAUGCAGGGUGGACGCCUCUUCACAUUGCCGCUUCUGCAGGACGCACCGAUAUAGUCGUAGCCCUGAUUGGGAAAGGGGCGCAAGUGAAUGCAACCAAUCAGAAUGGCUGCACACCCCUGCACUAUGCCGCCUCCAAGAACAAGCACGAGAUUGCAGUUUUGCUCCUUGAAAAUGGUGCUUCUCCCGAUGCAAAGGACAAACUGGAGUCCACACCUCUGCAUCGUGCUGCGUCCAAAGGCAACCUGAAAAUCGUAGAGAUCCUCCUAAAACACAAAGCCUCAACAAACAUACAAGACAGCGAAGGGAAUACUCCCCUUCAUCUUGCCUGUGAUGAGGAGCGAACGGAGGAAGCCAAGUUCUUGGUAGAACAUGGAGCAAGUAUUUAUAUAGAGAACAAAGAUGAGAAGACGCCCCUACAAGUAGCUAGAGGAGGACUUGGGGCACUGCUAAGAAGGAUAGUAGAGGGCUAGUUACUUUUGCACAAAUGUUAAACUGCCACAUCUGUAACUUAUAUAUUUUCCAUCACAUGGUCUGUUCUUUGUGUUAUAUGGUAAAACUAGUUUGGAUACUU